This is a messenger RNA of Microcebus murinus (gray mouse lemur), 7463 nucleotides long. RefSeq names its product zinc finger MIZ-type containing 1 (gene ZMIZ1). Gene Ontology annotation, cellular component: chromatin. Gene Ontology annotation, biological process: regulation of transcription by RNA polymerase II; protein sumoylation. Gene Ontology annotation, molecular function: zinc ion binding; SUMO ligase activity. NCBI's taxonomy places the organism in Eukaryota, Metazoa, Chordata, Mammalia, Primates, Cheirogaleidae. The record is from RefSeq and is a predicted model, not a curated record.
GCUCCGGGCGAGUUGAUUCACUUACUCACCCCCUAACGCCGAGUUCCUUUUCACUGUCUGUGGACAUUAAAAAAGCGAGCGGCGGCGGCGGGCGCCCGGGAGAGCGAGCGGCCGGGCGACGGGCGGGCGAGCAGCGACCGGGCGGCCGAGCGAGCGAGCGAGCACCGCCGGCGCAGCGCGGUGACCCCAGCCCCAGCCGGCGCGGAGCGGAGACGGAGCCGAGCGAUCUCGGCGCCCUCGCCGCGCUCCUCCCGGCCCGAGCCGGCCCUGCCCGGCGGUGGCGGCGGCGCGUCCUCCAGCGGCGGCAGUAGCGCUCGCAGCGCCCGGACUCAGUGGCCUUGUUCCCAUAUAGCAGGGCUGCAGGGGCCACCGUCUCCUCCUCCUGACGCUCUGAGCAGCCUCCAGUCCUGGUCGGUUGGCAGAGGCCUUGGCAGGAGGAAGAGGAGGAGGCCCGUUGGCGUCAGACCAAUGCUGCAAGGGGUGUGAGGACAGGAGCCGUCUCCCGUCACCGAGCUGCCAGACCCAAAAAGCGGGAUGGAGCUGGAGUGAGGCGGAGGGGCGGCCAGUGCUGACCGGCGUGAGGGACACUGGUGAUUCCUGGAUCACUGAGGCUGGGCAACGUUCAUGGCUCUCGGGUAGAACCCAGCGAAACGGCCAGAAUGAAUUCUAUGGACAGGCACAUCCAGCAGACCAAUGACCGACUGCAGUGCAUCAAGCAGCACUUACAGAAUCCUGCCAACUUCCACAAUGCCGCCACGGAGCUGCUGGACUGGUGCGGAGACCCGAGAGCCUUCCAGCGGCCCUUCGAGCAGAGCCUGAUGGGCUGUCUGACGGUGGUCAGUCGGGUGGCAGCCCAGCAGGGGUUCGACCUGGACCUGGGCUACAGACUGCUGGCUGUGUGUGCUGCGAACCGAGACAAGUUCACUCCAAAGUCUGCCGCCCUGCUGUCCUCCUGGUGCGAGGAGCUUGGCCGCCUGCUGCUGCUUCGACACCAGAAGAGCCGCCAGAGCGACCCCCCCGGGAAACUCCCCAUGCAGCCGCCCCUCAACUCCAUGAGCUCCAUGAAACCCCCUCUGUCGCACAGUGAUGGGUCGUUCCCCUAUGACUCUGUCCCUUGGCAGCAGAACACCAACCAGCCUCCCGGCUCCCUCUCCGUGGUCACCACGGUUUGGGGAGUGACCAACACAUCCCAGAGCCAGGUUCUCGGGAACCCUAUGGCCAAUGCCAACAACCCCAUGAAUCCAGGCGGCAACCCCAUGGCGUCGGGCAUGACCACCAGCAACCCCGGCCUCAACUCCCCGCAGUUCGCUGGGCAGCAGCAGCAGUUCUCGGCCAAGGCCGGCCCCGCCCAGCCCUACAUCCAGCAGAGCAUGUACGGCCGGCCCAACUACCCCGGCAGCGGCGGCUUCGGGGCCAGUUACCCUGGGGGUCCUAACGCCCCCGCGGGCAUGGGUAUCCCUCCGCACACCAGGCCGCCCGCUGACUUCACUCAGCCAGCGGCCGCCGCCGCAGCAGCGGCAGUGGCGGCAGCAGCAGCCACGGCCACAGCCACCGCCACGGCCACCGUGGCAGCCUUGCAGGAGACGCAGAACAAGGAUAUAAACCAGUAUGGACCGGUCUGUUCCUCUUUCCAGAUGGGUCCCACCCAGGCGUAUAACAGCCAAUUCAUGAACCAGCCCGGGCCUCGGGGGCCUGCCUCCAUGGGGGGCAGCAUGAACCCCGCGAGCAUGGCGGCUGGGAUGACGCCCUCGGGGAUGAGCGGCCCUCCCAUGGGCAUGAACCAGCCCCGGCCGCCCGGCAUCAGCCCAUUUGGCACACACGGGCAGCGGAUGCCCCAGCAGACGUACCCGGGCCCCCGGCCCCAGUCCCUCCCCAUUCAGAGCAUAAAGAGGCCAUACCCGGGAGAGCCCAACUACGGAAACCAGCAAUACGGACCAAACAGCCAGUUCCCCACCCAGCCAGGCCAGUACCCCACCCCCAACCCCCCGAGGCCGCUCACCUCUCCCAACUACCCGGGGCAAAGGAUGCCAAGCCAGCCCAGCACCGGGCAGUACCCGCCCCCCACGGUCAACAUGGGGCAGUAUUACAAGCCAGAACAGUUUAAUGGACAAAACAACACCUUCUCGGGAAGCAGCUACAGCAACUACAGCCAGGGGAACGUCAAUAGGCCUCCCAGGCCGGUUCCUGUGGCAAAUUACCCCCACUCGCCUGUUCCAGGAAACCCCACGCCCCCCAUGACCCCCGGGAGCAGCAUCCCUCCCUACCUGUCCCCCAGCCAAGACGUCAAACCACCCUUCCCGCCUGACAUCAAGCCAAAUAUGAGCGCGCUGCCGCCGCCCCCAGCCAACCACAACGACGAGCUGCGGCUCACGUUCCCCGUGCGGGACGGCGUGGUGCUGGAGCCCUUCCGCCUGGAGCACAACCUGGCUGUCAGCAACCACGUGUUCCACCUGCGGCCCACGGUCCACCAGACGCUGAUGUGGAGGUCCGACCUGGAGCUGCAGUUCAAGUGCUACCACCACGAGGACCGGCAGAUGAACACCAACUGGCCGGCCUCGGUGCAGGUCAGCGUCAACGCCACGCCCCUCACCAUCGAGCGCGGCGACAACAAGACGUCCCACAAGCCCCUGCACCUCAAGCACGUGUGCCAGCCGGGCCGCAACACCAUCCAGAUCACCGUCACGGCCUGCUGCUGCUCCCACCUCUUCGUGCUGCAGCUGGUGCACCGGCCCUCUGUCCGCUCCGUGCUGCAAGGCCUCCUCAAGAAGCGCCUCCUGCCCGCGGAGCACUGUAUCACAAAAAUCAAGCGGAAUUUCAGCAGUGUGGCUGCCUCGUCAGGCAACACGACCCUCAACGGGGAGGACGGCGUGGAGCAGACGGCCAUCAAGGUGUCUCUGAAGUGCCCCAUCACAUUCCGGCGCAUCCAGCUGCCUGCUCGAGGCCACGAUUGCAAGCACGUCCAGUGCUUUGACCUGGAGUCGUACCUGCAGCUAAAUUGCGAGAGAGGAACCUGGAGGUGUCCUGUGUGCAAUAAAACCGCUCUGCUCGAGGGCCUGGAGGUGGAUCAGUACAUGUGGGGCAUCCUGAAUGCCAUCCAACACUCCGAGUUUGAAGAGGUCACCAUUGACCCCACGUGCAGCUGGCGGCCGGUGCCCAUCAAGUCAGACCUACACAUCAAGGAUGACCCUGACGGCAUCCCCUCCAAGCGCUUCAAGACCAUGAGUCCCAGCCAGAUGAUCAUGCCCAACGUCAUGGAGAUGAUUGCGGCCCUGGGCCCCGGCCCAUCCCCCUACCCGCUCCCGCCUCCGCCCGGGGGCGCCAACUCCAACGACUACAGCAGCCAAGGCAACAACUACCAAGGCCAUGGCAACUUUGACUUCCCCCACGGGAACCCCGGUGGGACAUCCAUGAAUGACUUCAUGCACGGGCCCCCCCAGCUCUCCCACCCCCCGGACAUGCCCAACAACAUGGCCGCCCUUGAGAAGCCCCUCAGUCACCCCAUGCAGGAAACUAUGCCACACGCUGGCAGUUCUGACCAGCCCCAUCCCUCCAUACAAGGUUUGCACGUACCACACCCCAGCAGCCAGUCAGGGCCUCCAUUACAUCACAGUGGGGCUCCUCCUCCUCCUCCUCCUUCCCAGCCUCCCCGGCAGCCGCCACAGGCCGCUCCCAGCAACCAUCCACACAGCGACCUGACCUUUAACCCCUCCUCAGCCUUAGAGGGUCAGGCCGGAGCGCAGGGAGCGUCCGACAUGCCGGAGCCUUCGCUGGAUCUCCUUCCAGAACUCACAAAUCCCGACGAGCUCCUCUCCUACCUGGACCCCCCCGACCUGCCGAGCAAUAGUAACGAUGACCUCCUGUCUCUCUUUGAGAACAACUGAAGGCCACCCCUCCGUCGGGGCCAUCCCUCCGCUCUGCCUCCUGCCCCGUCUCCCCUCACUCUUCCCCACCGGGAGCCUGUGCCCUCAGACCGCCCCUCGCCCGGAGCCAUAGGGAGGGCGCGGGAAGGCUGGUGGGCCUGGAGCCUGCGCCCACCCGCACGCCCUCACUUGGGCCCACACCCAGUGCAGGCCCCGAAGAGUCGCUCCUGACUGGAACUGGCCCGGGAAGGGGGCUCGCCCCGACGGCGGCUUCCCAGGCCGCCUGUGCGUGUGGAUUCCAGGCGACCCUCCAGUGCCCCCCGAGAUUCUUCCAUUUUCUAGACUGUAAUCCUGCCUCCCUGCUUCCUGGCCCAGAGCCUCCUUCAAGUGACUGUGGGACCUGCGAGAAGUCCCCCCAGACCCAGGGUGGGCCCUAAACCUUGGAGGAGUAGUGACAGUUGGCAGUAGUGAGACCGGCCUGCCCACCACCACCCACCACAGAAAAGCACAAACCUCUGGGAAGGAGAACAUCUCUCACAGGACAGGGGUCAUUGGCUUGACCUCUGACCUCUAAGCCAAGAUACCCUGUAAACACACUCUCAAAAAGCAGAGAAGAUGGACAAGAUUCUGUGUUUGAGAGAGGGUAUGCCAUUCCUGCUGGGGGCCUGGUGGGAAAGGGCUUCCCAGAGCCAGGACGACGCCCCCAAUGGCUCCGCCACCUUCACGCCAGACCAGCGGAGCGGGGCAGAGAGAGCACAGAUGUGUGCCCAACCAGAAUUACCAUGCCCUCCGUUGGGGGGUGGGGGGAUGCUGCUAGCCGGAGUCCAGUAGGGGCAGCAACUUGUAACUUAGCUCCAAGCCACUCCCUGUUUUUAAACAGCAACAAACUACGAAGUCAUCUGGAGCAAAGGAACGUUGUACUUGGACAGCAAGCAAACCAUUUCUCUCCAUGUGUUCUGUCUCCCCUCCUGCACCCCCCCCAGCUCUCCAAGACUGUUCUGUGGGACACCCACUUCCCCCUGUGUCCUAGUUCCCUGUCCACCCAAAUGGCAGGGGGCACAGGUGUGGGAGCCCAGGGCAUCUGUCUGUCCAGCCUCUCUGUCCCUGUGCUGCCCCUGGCUGCCAGUCUCCCCUGCCCACCGUGCCCCUCUACCGCCAAAAGCUUACCCCACACUCCGCUUGAGCAAGGCAGCCUCUGGCCUUCCUGCCACUCGUCACUCCACCUGGCUCUCUGAGGCCUCCCAGGGAGCUUGUCCUAUGUCCACUUUGUUUCAAGCUCGUCUGUGUCCCCCUAAGCCUCAUGGCCUGGGGUGAUGCUGGCUCGUCCCAGCACUUGGGUCCUGUCUGUAAAUCCUUUGCGCUCUUCCCUGCCACUGCCUGGGCCCUUUCCUGCUUCCCUGUUCCCUGUGGGUGCUCUCGAUCCCGCCAUCCCCGGCUCCCUCUCUGUGGUGGGUGGCCCCAGCACUCCUCCUCCCUCCACGGACUUUCCCGGAAAGGUGGCCCCAGCUGUUGACUUCCAGUCGCUGUACCAGACGGCACAAGGUUUUCUGCAAGAAAGCUGCCAUUGCCGCCCCGCCCCGCCCCUUCUUUUCCUUUGUCCCGUUGUCGUUGAGGUUUUUUCAAACAGCGUGUUGUUCGGUAUGCAAAUCAAUUAUUUUAAGAAUCGCUUUUGUAAAUAUCUUUGUGAAUAUUUUAGUAUUGUCUUUGAUAAUAUUCAACAUUUUCAUGACCUGGUUAUAGCCUUUGCUGGUGUUUUUAAAAUACCUUGACUCAGUAACAAACAUGGAGUCUUUUUUUGUUUUUUUUCUUUUUUUAAACAAAAAAAAGGAACCAGGGCUAUUUGUACAGAUGAAGGGACGAACGGAAUGGGUGGCUGUGCUGGGAGUCGGGAGACCAGGCAGCCCACUGUUGAGGGCCAUCCCCUAGUCAGCAGGCGGGGACAGGUAGUAUGUGGUCACCCUUGCUUGCCCAGAGCCUGUGGCCUGGCAGGUGGCCUGGUCUGUGUCAGACCAUCUGGAAUUUCAGCUCCGGACAGACUGACAGCUGCCUGCCUUGGGAGUUCCUACUUCCUGCCUCGAUUGAUACUUUGCCCCAGAAAGGCCUGGCGUCCAUACUGGUUCUCAGCAGGGUGUGCCCAGACUCCCCUCACAGACCUAUCCACAGCUUUCCACGCAGAGGUUCUAGAAGCUCCCUGCAGCCCGGGCCCCUCCCCACCCACCUCUGGGCCUGGCACCCGAGGCUGGGUUCCUGGGUUCCCGGGUUCCCUCCCCAGCAAGCCUCCACCAGCACGUAGCAUUCCUUCCGGCGGGCUCUGAAGCCCUAGGCUCUGGGGACAUCCUCUUCCAGAGUGAUUUUGGGGCCAGACCAGGGUGUGAGGGAGGUACAAAGGCAUCUGAGGCAGGAGCGAGCCCCCGCUGCCGUGACAGACGCAGGUGAAAACGACAUCCGUAAGCAGAGGUGGUCCUGAGCCUCUGGAAAGAUGCUUCCCUGAUCCUUGCGGACGGCUCCUUGGAGCCAUAGCAACCUCAGCAAAAGCAAGGCCUGAGCAAGCCACUUUUCCACGGCAAGCAUCAACCCAGCCCAUAGGUGUGUGUCUGUUGCCACUCCUCGAGAUGGGUACAGGGAGACGGCGGGCAGGCGGGAGGGGCCGAGCCCAGGCAAUCGCCCCAUCUUCUUGGUUUGAAGCUUUAUCCAUGUAUCAUGUUCCCUGUAGCCAUUUUAUUUUUUAUGAAACUGCUAAUACUUUCUCCCUACCGGAGCCCUAACCCCCCCCAGAGAGCUAUAGGUCUGCUCCCCAUGGCCUUCGGGCCUGACCCGUCCAGACAGGGUAGUGUCAGCAGCAGUGACUCAAGGGACGUGUGUACAUAUGUAAAUGAGAAAUAGAGACAUGUCAACAGAUGCAUUCAUUUCUCUCGGAAUGUGUAUUGUUUUUAUUUUACGAAACAAAACAAAAAAAAAGGCUUGGAAUUCCAUCUUACGUGGAAAAACUAGAUCCUGUUCGUUAGCGUUUGUGAGUUCUCCACGUUUGUCUCACUCAUGUAAUAUACUCUGACCCUGUGUGGAAAGGAAUUUUUGUUUUGUUUUUAUUUUACCUACAUGUACUAUUUAGCUUCAGUGUACUAGUCCUGCCACCUGUGUAUUUUUAGGGUGCUAUGGAAAUAAUGAAAAGAAACGGGGAUUUCAGAAGAAAAUUGUAACCAAAUUCAUACUUUGUAUAAUUUUUUGAUAUCAUGAUCACAGGUGAUUCACACGUACACACAUACACACACCCACACGUGCAGCCUGAAGUGACUCCCACAGCAGCCAUCAUCGUCUCUGUACAUCGUAUGUACAAUGCAAUCAUUUCAUACUUUCAACUGGUCAGAAAACUAAUUGUGAUUUCUAGUCUUGCAAAGCUGUAUGUAGUUAGAUGAUGUGACAACCUCUAAUAUUUAUCUAAUAAAUAUGUAUUCAGAUGAAACCUGUAUAUUAGGUGUUCAUGUGGUUAUUUUGUAUUUAAAGAUCAAAUUAUUUGACUAUUGCUAGACAUUUCUAUACUCUGUUGUAACACUGAGGUAUCUCAUUUGCCCAUGUUAAUUUUUUUCUAAAUAAAUUGACAAAAAC